Marchantia polymorpha subsp. ruderalis is the source of this 1026-nucleotide messenger RNA. The record is from the annotation of a GenBank genome assembly. Lineage: Eukaryota; Viridiplantae; Streptophyta; Marchantiopsida; Marchantiales; Marchantiaceae.
AUGAGUGAAAUAAGUGUGGGAAAAAUGAGCCACCGAUGUACUCGAGUCAAGGAGCUCUCGAGUGGACACAACACACUGCGAACGGCACUAAAACGCCCCUUGCCACAACCACAAAGCAAGCGGGCAGGCAGGGCAGGCAGGGCCCAGGGGCCAAUCCAUAAUGAGCGCGGUGACGUGGCACCAGGAAAACGACGAGCGUGGAAGUUAGGUCACGGUAGUAGGCGCUCACAGGGCAACCGAGUCAAGGAGCAGGACAAGCAUCCGGCUCUGACCCCGGUCCCGCAGUCCCGCACGACCUCGUCGCAUCUGUCUUGCGUCUCGUCGCGCCGCGUCAGUUCGGUCGCGCGACAGAAGGAGAGACGGAUAACGCCAGCCAGCCAGCCAGCCGGCCGGCCGGAGGAGCCAGGCCAGGCCAGGCCAGGCGCCAGAGGGGCAGAGGGGCAGACGGGGCAGACGGGGCAGCCAGCCAGCGAGUCAGCCAGCCGCCCACGAGGUCGAGUUCCGGCACCCGGCCCCAAAGGCUGGGUUGGGUGCCAGAGCCCAGCUGUCGCGGUGCCGAUACGCGGCGACGCUGAUCCGAGGCAAGAGUCGGGGCGCCGGUUUGCGCAAGCGUCCAAAGUCGCAUGCGUUUCUCGGGUUCUGGGCUCCGAGGCUCAAUGUUAUUGGUUCUCAACGGUUCGUUCCCCUGGCUUCGUUCGGGUGGAAUUGUGCCGGGUUAGCUGGCCCCCAGAGGAUAGGCCUUCCUAUGAGAGUGUUGGGAGCCACCUGGAACACUCUCCCGCACAAUUUCUACGACACUGUCGGUGCCUGGUGAGCCGAGGAUUCAGCAAUUGGGAUCGGCCGAGCCCGUUCGCUCUUAAGAGCACAGGCGUGGAGUGGACCUCCAGCGCCGUGCUCCAGGUAGAAGAGAGACGGGAGUCGGGAGUCGAGAGUCGGGGUGGAAAAAGAUGCUGUGAUGUGUGGAUGGGACUGGAUGUGACUGACGAAUGGAGGGAAUGUGAGGACGCGGAGGUGCUCGUGUUCUAA